AUGUCUGAUUAUAUCGCUAUUACCGGUGGACACGAUGUUACUGAAGAUAUUCACGUCUCUGGUUCCAAAAAUGCAGGACUGGCACUUAUGGCAGCGACAUUACUAGCUAGUGGAACAAGUACAAUUCAAGGGAUUCCACCCAUCUCAGAUGUUAACAACAUGGGCCGGAUUUUGCAAUGCCUUGGCGCAGAUGUAUCAUGCGUUGACGAUGUUCUGGAGAUCAACAUGACGAAUGCAAAACAACACUCUAUACCUGACGAACUAGUUAGUAGUCUACGAGCGUCGAUUCUAGUUCUUGGACCAUUGGUAGCUCGUUUCGGGUACGCCAAAUUAUGUCUCCCUGGAGGAUGUGCGAUAAGUUCCCGUCCUGUUGAGAAGCAUCUACGGGGAAUCAAAAAGCUGGGUGCAACUGUGAAUAUAAUAAACGGUUCUAUUGAAGCUCUUGCUUCGAGAUUACUUGGUGCGACUGUGAAUAUGGAGACUCCCUCAGUGACGGGGACGAUGAACGUGAUGAUGGCUGCAUGCUUAGUGCACGGUGUGACACGAAUUCACAAUGCCGUGCGUGAGCCAGAAGUGGUUGAUUUGGCAAAUUUCCUUAUCAGCAUGGGUGCUGAUAUCUCUGGCAUUGGGACUGAUUGUCUCAUCAUCGUUGGUCGAGGGGGAUUGUCAUCUCCAAGUCAGUAUAAAGUCAUGGAGGACAGGAUCGAAGCAGGGACUUUCUUGAUUCUUGGAGCGAUAUGUGGAAAUCCCCUGACAAUACAUCGAUGCAAUGUCGAGUACCAGACGAUACUCGUUAAGAAAUUGCGGUCUGUGGGUGCUGUUGUUGAUGUCGUGGGAAACUCGGUGACUGUUCAUAAAGCUGAGAAACCAUGCUCUGUUGAUAUACAGACUGGACCAUAUCCUGCAUUUCCGACAGAUCUUCAGCCGCAGUUCACUGUGCUACUUUCAUUGGACCAUGGCAAAAGUCGAGUCGUGGAGACUAUUUUUGAAAGCAGAUUUGGUCAUUGUCCAGGUCUUCAGGCAAUGAAUGCAAAGAUCCAGAUCAACCCGGGCCAGGUGGCUGUUAUUUCUGGUGUACGGAAGCUAUCAGCUGCGUUAAUAGCUGGCUCUGAUUUGCGAGCUACUGCGAGUCUUGUUCUUGCGGCAAUCGCUGCUCAUGGCACAUCGGUGGUCGGAGGAAUGAAGUAUAUCAACCGAGGAUACUUUGACCUGGAGAAGAAGUGGGAACAGAUAGGGGUGGCAGUUCGAAGAUUACCAGAUGAGCAAUCGCAUAUCAGUUCAAAAUAUGAUUAG
Messenger RNA from Penicillium malachiteum, 1293 nucleotides. It is a transcript of the gene udpA, whose product is annotated as UDP-N-acetylglucosamine 1-carboxyvinyltransferase family protein. Lineage: Eukaryota; Fungi; Ascomycota; Eurotiomycetes; Eurotiales; Aspergillaceae. The transcript has a single exon. Gene Ontology annotation, molecular function: UDP-N-acetylglucosamine 1-carboxyvinyltransferase activity; protein binding. The record is from RefSeq and is a predicted model, not a curated record. Bases 1 to 1293 code for a protein of 430 amino acids. Gene Ontology annotation, biological process: UDP-N-acetylgalactosamine biosynthetic process.